This is a messenger RNA of Phalaenopsis equestris, 1637 nucleotides long. RefSeq names its product dihydropyrimidine dehydrogenase (NADP(+)), chloroplastic. Gene Ontology annotation, biological process: uracil catabolic process; thymine catabolic process. Gene Ontology annotation, molecular function: iron-sulfur cluster binding; dihydropyrimidine dehydrogenase (NADP+) activity; NADP binding. Gene Ontology annotation, cellular component: cytoplasm. The coding region runs from base 216 to 1490 and encodes 424 amino acids. NCBI's taxonomy places the organism in Eukaryota, Viridiplantae, Streptophyta, Magnoliopsida, Asparagales, Orchidaceae. The record is from RefSeq and is a predicted model, not a curated record. The transcript is spliced from 7 exons.
UUUUAUAAGUUCUCAUAGGAAAGCAGCGCAUGCAAAACGACACGAUGAUUUCUCCAGCUCAGCUGUCGGAGGCUGGGAGCCGUAUAGGCCCGAGGAGCCGUCUUUCCUUCUUCCAAUUUUCGUCUCGUCUCUCUUAUAUCUCUUCCUCACUGCUUGUCUCUUCUGUAUAGAGAACUCCUACCAUAACCAUUGAUCUCAUCUACUCGAAUAAACAAAUGGCGGCAUCAUUAGUGAUUCCGGUAGCACGCGGCACAGCGACUGGGCUGCCGUUGCAGCGCCGCAGGCGGAUUCCGGCGACUUCACCGCUUCUUAAAGUGAGGUCCGCGGCGGGAGAGGGUUUUCCGGCCGCAGAGCCCGACCUUAGUGUUAAGGUCAACGGUCUGGAGAUGCCUAAUCCGUUCGUGAUCGGGUCCGGACCGCCGGGAACUAACUACACCGUUAUGAAGAGGGCCUUUGAUGAGGGUUGGGGCGCCGUUAUUGCCAAGACGGUGUCAUUGGAUGCUUCUAAAGUUGUGAAUGUGACACCUCGAUAUGCAAGGCUUCGAGUGGGAUCAAAUGGUUCAACCAAGGGAGAGAUAAUAGGAUGGGAGAAUAUUGAACUCAUUAGCGACAGACCUCUUGAAACAAUGUUAAAUGAGUUCAAGAAAUUGAAAAAAGAGUAUCCUGAUAGGAUACUUAUUGCUUCAAUAAUGGAAGAAUACAACAAAAAUGCAUGGCACGAACUUAUUGAACGAGUUGAGGAAACUGGAGUGGAUGCUCUGGAAAUUAACUUCUCAUGUCCUCAUGGAAUGCCAGAGAGGAAAAUGGGUGCCGCUGUGGGACAAGAUUGUGCAUUAUUGGAGGAGGUCUGUGGUUGGAUAAAUGAAAAGGCCACUGUACCUGUUUGGGCUAAGAUGACUCCUAACAUAACAGACAUUACACAGCCUGCUAGAGUUGCUCUGAAAUCUAGCUGUGAAGGGGUUGCAGCUAUCAACACCAUCAUGAGCGUAAUGGGGAUUGAUCUGAAUACAUUACGUCCAGAACCUUGUGUUGAGGGGUACUCAACACCGGGGGGUUAUUCUUCCAAGGCUGUCCAUCCCAUUGCACUCGGGAAAGUAAUGCAAAUUGCACAGAUGAUAAAAUCAGAAUUUAAUGAUAAAGAAUAUUCUUUGUCUGGCAUUGGAGGUGUAGAAACUGGCAAUGAUGCUGCUGAAUUUAUACUGAUUGGGGCAAAUACAGUUCAGGUUUGCACGGGGGUGAUGAUGCAUGGCUAUGGUCUUGUAAAGAAACUCUGUGAUGAUCUCAAGGAGUUCAUGAGAAAACACAAUUUUUCUUCAAUAGAGGAAUUUAGAGGAGUUUCUCUUCAGUAUUUUACAACACACACUGAACUUGUUCGAAGACAGCAAGAGGCAAUCAACCAGCGGAAAGCUGUUAGGAAGGGCCUGCAGUCUGAUAAAGAUUGGACAGGUGAUGGAUUUGUGAAGGAAACAGAGAGUAUGGUUUCUAACUGAUCAAUCAUUUCUUCUUUUCCAUUGUUGCUAAAGAACUAAACCGUAGUUGUGGAAAAAAAUAAUAGCAUGCUUCCAUUUUUUCACCCUGAGUGCCUGCAAAUAACUGAAUUGUGUAUGAUUUUUCUGAAUAGAGUUUGUGAUUGUUUU